AUGAGCUUCCAGGGAGAGGGUGAAGGGAUCCCUUACGAUCUCCACCUUGACAAAUUAAUAGCACGACUAAAGGGAGGCAUUGAUAGACCCGGUGAACUUAUCCCCAUCGAACAGGAGGAAUGUAUAGCUCUGUGCUCUCUUGUAACCCCGAUUAUUGAGAAAGAACCAAUGCUUCUUGAAUUAGACGCUCCACUCAAGGUUUGCGGAGACUUACAUGGACAGUUUUAUGACCUACUGAGGCUGUUAGAGCUUUGUAAUCAUCCUCCUCAGUCCAGAUACCUUUUCCUUGGUGACUAUGUCGAUCGUGGACCACAGUCAAUAGAAAUACUUUGUCUCCUCUUUGCAUACAAAAUCAAGUAUCCAGAUCAUAUUUACCUCCUUCGGGGCAACCACGAGAUCGGUCUGGUAAACCGAGUCUAUGGUUUUCGGGAAGAAAUAAGAAACCGUUACGGGAGAACAAAACUGCGACAGAACUUUUUACAGGUCUUCAAUGUUUUACCCAUUGCUGCAAUUGUUGAAAAGAGCAUAUUCUGCUGUCACGGUGGGCUUUCACCCCAAUUUCUGGAGGACCAUGUCUCCAGCCUGAUCGACCUAUUAAAUUCGAUCGCAAGACCGACAGACGUCCCACGUGAAGGCUUCCUCUGUGACCUUGUCUGGGCAGACCCGGCGGAUAUGCCUAUGAACGGAGACGACCCAGUGGGCUGGCAGUCCAGUCCCCGAGGUUGUUCAUGGCACUUUGGUUACGACGUAAUUGACCAGUUCUUGGACAAAUUCGGUCUAGACCUGAUUGUUCGGGGACACCAGGUGGUUGAAGACGGCUACGAAUUUUACCACGAUCGAAAGUUAAUCACUGUUUUUUCAGCCCCCAAUUACUGCAACCAGUUUGACAACGCAGGCGGUGUGUUCGUUAUUCGACGCGAAGAUAACACACCCAGUGUGCUAGAAGGCGGCUUCCAAGUCAUAAAGCCGGAUAAACAUCGCAUCUGGAGUGUCUACGGAAAGGAUACAUCGGCAGAUGACGAUGACUAG
Molecule: messenger RNA, 1029 nt
Organism: Spirometra erinaceieuropaei
Lineage: Eukaryota; Metazoa; Platyhelminthes; Cestoda; Diphyllobothriidea; Diphyllobothriidae
Source: the annotation of a GenBank genome assembly